Molecule: messenger RNA, 1009 nt
Organism: Jatropha curcas
Lineage: Eukaryota; Viridiplantae; Streptophyta; Magnoliopsida; Malpighiales; Euphorbiaceae
Product: peroxisomal membrane protein PMP22
Cellular component (GO): membrane; cytoplasm
Source: RefSeq, a predicted model, not a curated record
AGAAGUCAGCUUCCCCAAAGCCAUAAGAAGAGAAUAUCAUUAUGAGAAUAGGAAUAUUCCAGGCGUUUUUAACUUUUAAAACCCGCUGUACGCAUUGACUGAUCCGCCCCCGAAGGCGACGUGGGAAAAAGACCACCACUUGCAUUUUCUUAUUAAUCUUUGCAAGGUAGUACAGAUAUUUUUGGAGUUAUUACACAAGUAAUUAGAAAAGCAGUUAAAAAUCAAACUCUCUUACUCUCACUCUUACUCAAAACUUGAAACUGGGGAGACAAAAGCAAACGCAACAUGGGAUCGGUGGCAAAGAAGGGACUGCAACAGUAUUUGUUACAGCUUCAGCGUCAUCCCUUGAGAACUAAGGCAAUUACAGCAGGAGUUCUGUCAGCCAUCAGUGACAUUGUAGCUCAGAAACUCUCUGGUAUACAGAAACUCCAACUUAGACGCCUUCUUCUUAAAGUGCUUUUUGGGUUUGCAUAUCUUGGACCAUUUGGGCAUUUCCUACACAUAAUACUGGAUAAAAUAUUCAAAGGGAAGAAGGAUACCCAAACAGUUGCCAAGAAGGUUUUGCUGGAGCAGUUGACAUCUUCUCCUUGGAACAACAUGCUGUUCAUGAUUUAUUAUGGUGUGAUUGUCGAGAGAAGGCCCUGGAUGCAUGUAAAAACUAAAAUAAAGAAGGAAUACCCAACAGUGCAGUUCACAUCAUGGACGUUCUGGCCGGUUGUGGGAUGGAUAAAUCACCAGUAUGUGCCACUACAGUUUCGUGUCAUUUUCCACAGUGUCAUUGCGUGUUGCUGGGGAAUUUUUCUAAAUCUACGAGCAAAGUCUAUGGCAUUGACAAAAGGCUAGAUAAAUGGCAGGAGGUGACCAGUACUUUUAUCUGAAAUGUGAAAUGCCUCUUCUUCCUAGAAGAUUCUGUAAUUGUAUUGUUCACAGGCUGCAUGUUUUUAAAAAGACAUCAACUUGAAAUAUAAUAUUUCAGAUCUCUAUCUAAUUACGUAUUGAUUAAUUUUAA